Molecule: messenger RNA, 2641 nt
Organism: Salvia miltiorrhiza (redroot sage)
Lineage: Eukaryota; Viridiplantae; Streptophyta; Magnoliopsida; Lamiales; Lamiaceae
Product: putative transferase At1g60990, chloroplastic
Exons: 12
Coding region: 106-1188 (360 amino acids)
Biological process (GO): glycine decarboxylation via glycine cleavage system
Cellular component (GO): mitochondrion
Molecular function (GO): aminomethyltransferase activity; protein binding
Source: RefSeq, a predicted model, not a curated record
AAUAACGAUUUGUAAUUUGAGUUAAUUUAACAAAGGUCUGCAAAUUUAAUUGGACACACAAAAUUCAAAUUCUGAUCAAACUCCGUUGGUCGGAAGCAGACGGAUAUGUUAUCCCACUUCACUUCCAUUUCAUGCUUCUGCUCGGUGCGGCAAUCCUUCCACGCGCCGCCGUCUCACCAUCCCCAAACCCAUGCGUUUUGCUGUCGUCAGAAGAAGAGCAAGGAGCGGUUCUCGCUGUCACCGGCGGCGCUCCCUUUCGACCUCUCCCCUCCUCCCAUCGACCUCGACCCGCUGGAGACAGUGACUUUUCCUGAAGAAGAUGGAACAACAGAUACAUACGCCAGUGCAGAUGAGGCACUGGAUGCAUUUGUAAAUGGUGCAGUGGUUGUGGAUCUUUCAGAGUAUGGUCGAAUAAGAGUCAGUGGGGAAGAUCGUAUUCAGUUUCUUCACAAUCAAACCACUGCAAACUUUGAAUGUCUUGGUGAAGGCCAGGGAUGUGACACAGUUUUUGUGACACCAACAGCUCGGACUAUUGAUAUUUCACAUGCAUGGGUCAUGAACAAUGCAGUUAUUCUGGUUGUCUCUCCAGUGACUUGUGGAAGCAUAACUGAAAUGCUGAAGAAAUACAUAUUUUUCUCUGACAAGGUGGAAAUUCAAGAUAUUACUAAACAGACCAGCAUGUGUGCAUUAUUGGGACCUAAAAGCAGCAAAAUAAUGGACGCAUUGAAUCUAGGAGAUCUUACUGGAAAAGCAUAUGGCUCUCAUAAGCAUUACAGUGUUGACGGGAUGGCCGUCACUGUGGCAGUAGGUAGUACCAUUUCAGUGGAAGGCUUCACAUUUAUGAUGUCUCCUGCUGCUGCAGGAUCAGUCCGGAAGGCUCUUACAGGUCAAGGGGCAGUUCCUAUGAGCCCUGAUGCAUGGGAGACAUUGAGGAUUCUUCAAGGAAGACCAGCUCCUGGGAAAGAACUCACUGAGGAAUUUAAUGUUUUAGAGGCUGGUCUCUGGAGGGCUGUUUCUUUGAAUAAAGGAUGUUAUAAAGGACAAGAGACCAUCGCAAGACUUGUUACUUAUGAUGGAAUCAAGCAGAGGUUUUGGGGGAUUCGUUUAUCAUCUCAAGUGGCACCAGGCAGCAUCAUUACUGUAGAUGGGAAGAAGGGGAAAACUGCAAAUAAAUUAGUCCAAGGAUGAGGAACAUUCUUCCAAAAUGCUAACUAUCUGCAGCCGUUGAUCGCUGCUGAGUUCAGCUGGAAACUCGACCAAGAACUUGAGCCUGAGGUCUCCUCUAUCACCUUGUCUGGAGAUAGGCAUGCCUUGUCCAGGUACGAUCUUCUCGUAUCCGGGAUAUAUGAUAUCAUCAAUGGACACCAUCAUCUGCCCUCCUCCUAAGAGAGGGAUUUGAAUGCUGCAUCCCGUGAGAGCCUGAACAAGAGGGACCUCGACCCCGAGUUCCAGAUCAUCGCUAUAUCGCUGGAACAAUGGAUGCUUUUUCUCGUCAACGGAGAAUAUCAAGUCGGCCGGGAGGGUCCCCGGCUUCUCAUCGCCCUUCCCUUCGAAGGUGAUCUUCGUGCCCUUCUUCCACCCCGGCUGCACUUGGAUUGUUAGUAUCUCUUCCUCUUCCACUAUUAACCUGUGGUCACAAUCUUGAUGAAUUACUGAUGAAUUUGUGAAGAAAUGAAAGAUGGAGAAGAAAAUCGUAUGGUACCCUGAAGUUGAGAUGGCAUCUCUUGUGAUCUUGAUCUUUUUGACACAUCCGAGGCACAGCUCCUCGAGGGUGCAUUCUAUCUUCUUCUCAACGGGGGGCGGCUUUACACGAGCCGCAGACUGUGAGAAGAAGAUGGGAGUGCUGCAUCUUCGGCUUGCUACUUUGGAGAAAGGCGGAGGAGGAGCAGGGGGAGGUGCAUUUCUUAUUGUGGGGCUGGUUAGCGGACUCGUACGGCUCGUUGUGCGCGAGAGGAGCGUUGGACCGGAGAUGUGGAAUUCGAUGCCUUUGUCGUAAUCGUGUGACUUCUUCUUCUUGUGUUUUGGCUUGCGUUCGCCAUCUUCCCCUCUGUUCUUGAGGAUCGCCUCCUCUCUUUUCUUCAGGCUAAGGGCCUGAAAAAACUCCUUCAGUUAAUCUCAAUUGUGAUCGAAUUACAUACGGUCGUUAAAGUUGGUGUAUUUACGUGCCGAUUCUAAAGUAGGAUGUGCAAAACCAAAAAAAUGGUGGCGUGCAUGGAGAUAUGCUUACCCUGUAGGCUUCAUUGAUGGAACAAAAUUUGGCUUGAGCUUCAGUUUUGUUGGAGGGAUUUCUGUCAGGAUGCCAUUUCAUCACCAGAGAUUUGUAUGCUUUACAAAUCUCUGAGAGGGAUGCUGAUUUUGAAAUUCCAAGAAUGCUAUACCAGUUUGAUGUUUGCGACUUUGAAGAAUCUCCCAUCUGCAGGGAGAAAAAUCGAGGGAGAGAGAGAGAGAGAGGGAGAGAGAGAAGAGAGAAAGAGGGAGAGAGAGAGAAGAGAUUGUGUUGAAAUGGGAAACAAAUGAGAUAAUUACCCACACCAGAGAUCCAAAUGCCACCUUCAACCGCUUUAUUAGGACCCAUUCUGAGGCAUCUUUUCUAUAUCAAUCCCAACAAAAGAGUAGGUAAAUAUUAUUAUUAUUAAAGAAA